AUUUGGCACUAUAAAUACCUCCCCUCUCCUUCAUCUCUUUGCAUACUCACUCGCAACUUUGUACUACAUUCAUAAGUGAUCUUUCGGCAACAGUCGAGUCAUACUGAGGAGAGAAAAAAUGAAGCCAUUCUUUGCAAUCCUUUUGCUGGCCUGUAUUGUUCUUACUUCCUCUUUCUUUGAGCUUACGGUGGCUGGUUCAGCAUUCUGUGACUCAAAGUGUAAGGUAAGGUGCGCCAAAGCAGGAGUGAAAGAUCGGUGCUUGAAGUACUGUGGAAUAUGCUGUGAAAAGUGCAAGUGCGUGCCCUCUGGAACUUAUGGGAACAAGAACGAGUGCCCUUGUUACAGGGACAUGAAGAACUCCAAGGGCAAGCCCAAGUGCCCUUGAAAUGAUGGUGAUACCGAUCGGCCUUAAUUACGAAUUCAUAGUAAUGGAGCUAUAAAGAAUUAAUACCUAGAGUUUAUAAUUUAUUACAUGGUUGUUGUAGAGAUUUAUACUAUACAUUCAGCUUCAUGUAUAGAAGUUGGAAUAUCAAUGGAAUAAGUGAUGUACAUACUUCCUUUAAUUAGGAAGUGGACGGUUUGUCUCUUGCUCUCUGGUACUGGCAUGGCUAUUGGAUA
Molecule: messenger RNA, 618 nt
Organism: Hevea brasiliensis (rubber tree)
Lineage: Eukaryota; Viridiplantae; Streptophyta; Magnoliopsida; Malpighiales; Euphorbiaceae
Product: peamaclein
Exons: 2
Coding region: 119-385 (88 amino acids)
Source: RefSeq, a predicted model, not a curated record